UGUGUAUCUAGGGAAAGACAAGAUAUGACAGAACCAGACUUUGGGGCCCAAUAAUAUCUAAGAUGACACGUGGCUAUUUCCCACCGCAAGUCAGUAUGCAGUGCCGCCCAACUACGUCGUUUCACUCUCCUCUACAUGGGCUUUCGCGCCUCACAUUAUAAUUAGCAGUCACCAAGCAAGCUGUACUUUCCUUUCCUCGGAUAUCCUUUUCGUAUGCAUUCAGGUCUCUGUCUCCCCUACCAAAUGGCCGGGACUUCCACAAGGAUCUCAAUUCCGGGUUUUGUCCUGGAUAAACCCCGGAAUAGUUCGGCUAUCGUACCCAGGCAAGUGGGUUUUGGAAGAACUACACUGCCACAGGCAUCGUCAUCAUGGUUUGUUGGUAGAAAGACAAGAAGGUUUUGCGGGAUUGUUAACAGUAAGUCUCGAGAAGGGUCUUCGUCUUCUUCUUCGGCUGUGGAGGAUGAUGAAGGUGACAAAAAUGCUGUCUUGCUUGGGACAGAGAAGGAUGAAUCUGGCGCUGUUGUUGGAUUUCGAUUGAUUCCUGAUUCUGGUAAUGCAAAGGUCAAUGAACCCCAUGCAACGGUUUCUAUUGAUAAAAAGAAAGCAGAUCCAUCCGACUCAACCGCAGAUUCCAGAUUUCCCCGGGUCACUUUCAAUAUCAUUUUCGUUACAUCUGAGGCAGCUCCAUACUCCAAAACAGGGGGCUUGGGAGAUGUUUGUGGCUCUUUGCCAAUAGCUUUAGCUGCACGGGGACACCGUGUGAUGGUUGUUAGUCCUAGAUACUUGGAUGGAGGUGCUUCUGAUAAGAGAUUUUCCAAUGCAGUUCCAGUUAGGGAGCCUAUCAAAGUUUACUGCGCUGGUGGCGUACAAGAAGUUUCCUUUUACCAUGAAUACAGGGAAGGGGUUGACUGGGUAUUUGUUGAUCAUCCUUCAUAUCAUAGACCUGGAACGCCUUACGGUGAUCAAUUUGGUGCUUUUGGUGACAAUCAGUUCCGAUUCACUUUGCUUUGUCACGCUGCAUGUGAAGCUCCCCUAGUGCUUCCAUUAGGAGGGUUCACUUAUGGAGAGAAAUGCAUUUUCCUCGCUAACGAUUGGCAUGCUGGUUUGGUUCCUGUACUUCUUGCAGCCAAGUAUCGUCCACAUGGUGUUUACAAGGAUGCUCGUAGUAUUGUAGUUAUACAUAACCUUGCACAUCAGGGAGUAGAGCCUGCAGCCACUUAUGAUAACUUAGGGUUGCCUCCAGAUUGGUAUGGCGCUGUGGGAUGGAUCUUUCCAACCUGGGCAAGAACUCAUGCCCUGGAUACUGGUGAAGCUGUGAAUGUCUUGAAAGGGGCAAUUGUGACUGCAGACAGAAUCUUGACAGUCAGCCAGGGUUACUCUUGGGAAAUUACUACUGUGGAAGGUGGAUAUGGGUUGGAUGAACUUCUCAGUAGUAGAAAAACAGUUCUCAAUGGGAUUACAAAUGGUAUUGACAUGUGCGAGUGGGAUCCUUCUUCUGACGUGCAUAUUCCUUCUCAUUACUCCCUUGAUGACCUUUCGGGGAAGGUUAAGUGCAAGAUUGCAUUGCAGGAGGAAUUAGGUCUUCCUGUUCGAGCUGAUUGCCCCUUGAUUGGGUUUGUUGGGAGAUUGGACUACCAGAAAGGUAUUGACAUUCUACUGUCUGCUACUCCAGAACUUAUGCAAGAAGAUGUCCAAUUUGUGAUGCUUGGAUCUGGGGAGAGGCAAUAUGAAGAUUGGAUGCGGCAAUUAGAGUCGCAAUAUAAGGAGAAGUAUAGGGGUUGGGUUGGAUUCAAUGUUCCUAUCUCACAUAGAAUAACUGCAGGAUGUGACAUACUAGUGAUGCCUUCAAGAUUUGAACCAUGUGGGUUGAACCAGUUGUAUGCAAUGAGAUAUGGGACUGUCCCUGUCGUUCACAAAACCGGAGGUCUUAGGGACACAGUUGAAAAUUUCAAUCCGUAUGCUCGAGAAGGCAGGGGCGAGGGAACUGGGUACGUAACUUGUUCUUAGAAACUUCCAUAGCUGUGACAUUAUUCUUAUCAAAGAUUCUAGAAGCUCUUAUGUUUUGGAUUCUGCAAGAAUAUGGAUGCUUAUCAUUAAUUCCCCUAAUCUAUUGUAAUGCCCUUUUUACUUGCUGUAUAACAGUUGGGCGUUCUCUCCUCUAUCAAAAGAAAAUCUGCUAGCUGUAAGCCUCCCUUUACAUUGAAGUUCUUUUGAGCCGGUUCAGCAGUGCAAUUGCCGAUCCCACAUGCAUAUUUUUUUCCCUAUAUUUUGCAGGCACUAAAAGUAGCUACCGGAACGUACAGAGAAUACAAGUCAUCUUGGGAGGGAUUAAUGAAAAGGGGAAUGGAAAGGGACUACUCUUGGAACAACGCAGCAGUUCAAUACGAGCAAGUCUUCGAAUGGGCUUCCAUUGAUCCUCCUUAUGUGAAGUGAGAUACCAGGAGAACAGAUUAAGGAAGCACACACGCAGAAAGGGAAGGAAUUGUCCGGAAUUCUGGCAUGCAUUAUUUUGUACAGCACACAAGAAUUUUUAACGCAGAUGUUUCGGGGUUGACUAAUUAAGGUCUUUCUGUAAUUUGUUGUUACUUUCCUUAGCCUUAGAUGAUGACUGAAUUUCUGAGAGUUCAUUCGAACGUGUUGUUCUUAUAAAAAUUGUUGCCAACUUUGAUAAUGAAUGUUACUGUAUUUGAAAUGAACAAAAACAUGUGACAAAUAACCAUAGGUCCAUAUAAUAGUAUUUCUCUAGGUAUGCAUUACGUAUGAAAAGAUUAUUUAUUCCUAAAGUAGCG
Molecule: messenger RNA, 2789 nt
Organism: Oldenlandia corymbosa var. corymbosa
Lineage: Eukaryota; Viridiplantae; Streptophyta; Magnoliopsida; Gentianales; Rubiaceae
Source: the annotation of a GenBank genome assembly